AUGGCGGAGUUAUUUUUCUUCAGAGCCAUUGCAAAAAUCAACAUCUCUCACAGACCUACAGUAUCCAGCCGCUGUGAGGCUCACCCCCAAAACAGCAUGUGUCCCAUGUAUAUACACAGGGUAUCGUCUAGCUCUUGUGUCAGGCCUGUUCUGUUGAUGCUGGUGUUUAUAACAGUUGUGUAUUCAGCAGCUGUGGGAGGCCAGAGUGAAGACUUUAUAAACUUUUUAAAUGCCUUUAAUAGGAACAGCCCUGAGCCUGCAGUCGUAACUGUCUCAGAUCCAUCAAAUGCUGCUGGUGAUCCAGACUCAAUGGCAGAAUUAUUCAGUGAGACUCCAGAGACUGAUUCAGUGGAAUAUCCAGACACUACUGAAGAAAAAUCUACAGAGAACAGCAACUCUCGUGAUCGAACAGACAGUAAAAGUGCAGAAACGGCAUGCAUGGACAAAUAUAUGAAGACAGAGACUGAGAAGCAACCCAUCAAAACACAAGGUCCAAUCACAGAGAACAGGAGCAGCCAGGAGAUGUAUGAACCUUGGGAUUCUGUGACAGACCAAGAGAGAAAGAGGAGGAUGGACACUGAGAGAGGAAGGGAGGAACACAGAGUGACUCAAUUCACUGAGACUGAGGCCACGAAAAUGGACAGUUACUUACCUGACCAACCCCAGGCCAAAGAAAGAAACAGAAAAGACAAGAUCGAGAUGAUGAGAGAAAACCAUUACGCUAUCCCACUGAGUGAUAGCCAGAAUAUUAUUGAUCAGAGUCAGGAGUAUGUGGAGAUGUCCAGCUGGAUGAUGGGAUAUCCAGAUGGGGAAAACACUAGUGUAGGUAGUGCAGGUGUGGAUCCACAGAGUGAAGAAGGAAUUACAAAUUAUGAGCAUCAGCCAAGGAAAUUGUGUACUGCUAGAAAGAGACUGAGGAUACCAAAAACUCAGAGUGAGCAACAAGACCCAGAUAGUGAAGAGAGGGUGAAUAGUGAGCUUCUCGACAAAGAUAACAGCGAUGAAAGAAUUCCUGCUCAAAACCUAUGA
This is a messenger RNA of Neoarius graeffei (lesser salmon catfish), 1029 nucleotides long. RefSeq lists its product as uncharacterized. The transcript is spliced from 9 exons. Lineage: Eukaryota; Metazoa; Chordata; Actinopteri; Siluriformes; Ariidae. The record is from RefSeq and is a predicted model, not a curated record. The coding region runs from base 1 to 1029 and encodes 342 amino acids.